CGAUCCCACAGCCAGCCGACUCAUUCAAAGCUCCGACUUCGUUGCGUGCACACAGAGUCUCUCUCUCUCGAGAUCUAGUGGAACAUUACGACUGUGGAUUACGCGAGUUAAAAACCUAUACCUACUAUACCACCAAACAAAUUUAUACCAACAAUGGUUCUGGAGAUGGAGAUGUCCAAGACGUAUCAGUACCGCAAGGUGAUGAAGCCCAUGCUGGAGCGGAAGCGUCGGGCCAGGAUCAACAAGUGCCUGGACGAGCUGAAGGACAUCAUGGUGGAGUGCCUGACGCAGGAGGGCGAGCAUAUCACCCGGCUGGAGAAGGCCGACAUUCUGGAGCUCACGGUGGAGCACAUGAAGAAGCUGCGUGCCCAAAAGCAACUGCGUCUAUCGAGUGUAUCCAGUGGAUCGGCUAGUGGCCAGGAUCCCAAGCUCAGCAUUGCCGAGAGUUUCAGGGCCGGCUAUGUGCACGCCGCCAACGAGGUGUCCAAAACUCUGGCCGCCGUGCCCGGAGUGAGUGUGGAUCUGGGCACCCAGCUGAUGAGUCACUUGGGUCAUCGCCUCAACUACCUGCAAGUGGUGGUGCCCUCGCUGCCCAUUGGAGUGCCCCUUCAAGCUCCAGUCGAGGAUCAGGCCAUGGUCACGCCGCCACCAUCGGAAUGCGGUAGCUUGGAGAGCGGAGCCUGCAGCCCGGUGCCCAGUGAGGCCAGCUCCACCUCCGGUCCCAUGUGGCGGCCCUGGUGAUCAGUGGACGCCAGCUGAUCUUAAACUGGAUCGCCUUCAAGCGGAAGGCUUCUACAAAUCGUCGCUCUGAAAGGUGCUGGAAUCGAGACCGCACCAUCUUCUUUGGAGCCCAGCAGCUGCUGACCAGGAUUUGCUUGCCCGGCAGUUCAGCAGAUGCCCCAAUCUCUAGCAGAGCCUCUUGUUCCGGCUAUAGAGAUCGGAUAUUUCUGCAAGAAAUGUAAAGAAAUCUAUUACAACUGAAACUGAAAUCAAAAUAAAUGACACUCAAACUUAA
Molecule: messenger RNA, 1015 nt
Organism: Drosophila elegans
Lineage: Eukaryota; Metazoa; Arthropoda; Insecta; Diptera; Drosophilidae
Gene: E(spl)mbeta-HLH
Product: enhancer of split mbeta protein
Exons: 1
Coding region: 154-741 (195 amino acids)
Biological process (GO): regulation of transcription by RNA polymerase II; anterior/posterior pattern specification; regulation of neurogenesis
Cellular component (GO): nucleus
Molecular function (GO): DNA-binding transcription factor activity, RNA polymerase II-specific; protein dimerization activity; RNA polymerase II cis-regulatory region sequence-specific DNA binding
Source: RefSeq, a predicted model, not a curated record